GUCAAAAUUUUUGAAAUUGUUUGUUUUUGUUAUUUAUUUGGGGAAAACCUCUUCGAAAGUCAGCCGCACAAACUCAUCUAGCAUAUGUUACAACAAAAUUUAAGUUAAUAUUUGAAAAAUUCAACAAAAAAAAAAAAAAACCAAAAGAAAUUCAAAUCUAUCUAAAAUGUCGCAAAUUAUGGAGUUUUCAAAAAUAUGGGAUCUUGGCGAUUGGGAUUCGCGGGCGAUUAAGAACUACAGUUCGAUAUCGAAAAUUCAAAAAGAGAUUCGACGUGGCAAUUGGUCGUACAUUUGUCAUCAUCCAGAGAUUCGUGCCAUCAUACGAGUUAUACUACGUGAGGCCGUCAAUAUUCAACCCAAGGGUCAGGAUAUUCGAAAAUUUGUGGCCAACUUUGUUAACUGCAACCAAAAUCCGCUGCUAGUGCCCAUGAUCAAUGCCCAGUUGAAGUACGUUAAUGAGCAACUGAAGCGCGGUCGCUGGGGCAUGUAUGAUGCGGAAGGGCUAUUCAUGGAGAGCCAAUCCACCCACUCGCUACUGUCGACAGCCUCCACUGAGAGUAAUGUGCAUCCUGUUUUGACUUACGCAUUAGUUUUUAAGAAACCCGAUGAAUGUGACAUUGAUAAUCCAUAAUUUUUAGAUUUACUUUGCAAUUUUUCGGCAUACAAUUUGUAUCGUAUCUCAGUUUA
This is a messenger RNA of Drosophila willistoni, 687 nucleotides long. RefSeq lists its product as uncharacterized. The coding region runs from base 167 to 631 and encodes 154 amino acids. The record is from RefSeq and is a predicted model, not a curated record. The transcript has 3 exons. Lineage: Eukaryota; Metazoa; Arthropoda; Insecta; Diptera; Drosophilidae.